AUGAGGCUGACAUUUGGGAUAUUCCCCAAGGAUGGCCUCAGUAUGUCCCUCUCCGGAGUCACCAUGGCUCUCUGUACCCUCACCCUGCUUCUAGUGGCUCUCAGGGGCCGCAAGCGAGAGGGUGCGGGACACCCCAAAGGCACCCUGCCACCGGGGCCGACCCCCUGGCCCCUGGUGGGUAACCUGUUCCAGAUGGGCGACCAGAUCCACCUGUCCCUGACGCAACUCCGGCUGCAGUACGGAGACGUCUUCCAGAUGCGUAUGGGCUCCCUUGUUGUGGUGGUGCUUAGCGGCUAUGCCACCAUUAGGCAGGCGCUGGUUCGGCAGGGCGAGGCUUUCGCUGGACGCCCUGACCUCUUCACCUUCUCUGCCGUGGCCAAUGGCACCAGCAUGACCUUCAGUGAGAAGUAUGGCCCCGCCUGGGUGCUCCACAAGAAGCUCUGCAAGAACGCCCUACGCUCCUUCUCGCAGGCAGAGUCGCGGGGUCCCGACACCACCUGUCUGCUAGAGGAGCACGUGUGCGCUGAGGCAGCUGGGAUGGUGGAGGCCAUUUGGGAGCUAUCAGAGGCGAGCGAGGGGCUAGGUCUGGACCCUGUGGUCCCGCUGGUUACGUCGGUGGCCAAUGUGGUGUGUGCUCUGUGUUUCGGGAAGAGGUAUGACUACAAUGACAAAGAGUUCCUCACUAUUGUGCACAUCAACAACGAGGUGUUGCGGAUCUUCGCUGCAGGCAACAUGGCCGACUUCUUCCCUGUGUUCCGCUACCUGCCGAGCCCGUCCCUGCGUAAGAUGGUCCAGCACAUCAGCAGAAUGAACAGCUUCAUGGAACACAACAUCGAGGAGCACCUGGAGACCUUUGACAAGGACUGUAUACGUGACAUCACAGAUGCUCUGAUUGCCCUCUGUGAGGAUCGUCAAGAGGAUGAAGACACCGCAGUGCUGUCCAACUCCCAGAUCAUACACACUGUCAUCGACAUCUUUGGAGCAGGAUUUGAUACCAUCAUAGCUGGUUUACAGUGGAGCCUCUUAUACCUCAUCAAGUUUCCUGACAUCCAGGUCAAAAUACACCAGGAGAUUGACGACCACAUUGGCCCAGCCAGACUACCUCGGUUUGAAGACAAGCCCAAGAUGCCUUUUACUGAGUCCUUCUUAUAUGAGGUGUUCCGUCACACAUCCUAUGUCCCUUUCACCAUACCACACUGCACCACACAAAACAUCACACUCAAUGGAUACUUCAUUCCAAAGGACACCUGUGUCUUCAUCAAUCAGUAUCAGGUUAAUCACGACAUAGAUCUGUGGGGUGACCCAGACGUGUUCUGCCCUGAGCGCUUCCUGGGUAAAGAGGGACUGCUCAACAAAGACCUGACAGAGAAGGUCAUGAUCUUCGGGAUGGGGAAAAGGCGUUGCCUGGGUGAUGGGUUCGCCCGGUUGGAGAUGUUUGUAUUCCUGACCACACUGCUCCAUCGGCUGUGUAUCGAGAAUGUUCCGGGACAGGAGCUGGACCUCAGUACCGACUUUGGGCUCACCAUGAAGCCCCGCCCCUACAGGAUCAGUGUCUCGUCACGCCUCUAGAUCUGUCCUGUCCGUUAAGCCAUACGGCACCAACUACAAUAAGGCUACAACUGGCUUGACUGGGCAAGACCUUGCCCACAUCAUCAUAACGCACAGAAACCAUGGAUACUCAGACACCAAAACAUAUUUACUAUACAGACUGAACACAACAUCUUUACCUGGCAGUGGUGUCAUUACCACGGUAAACACAAACACAGUUCCUAGCUGUGAAGAGUCAAGACAGAGUUAAGCCGGUACAAAGUGUGCAAUAGUAUUAAGUAGCCAUAACCACGGAUUUGUUCACAUCCAUUUCCUCAUUGGUCAUCAAAUGGAUUGAUAUUUCACUAGAAGUUGUUAAGAUUUUAGUUGAAGUAUGUUAUAUCCUAUUGUAGAUAUUUAAGAUAAACCUAUUCUAUAUGUAACUUUAGCAUUUUUAUGAUAUCUCAGUAUGCAUGUAAUGUUAUAUAUCUAUGCCUAUUGGAAAACAGUAUUGGUACAGGGCCAUUCCCAGUAUUAUUUGAACUAUUAGGGACAGUGAUUGGUCCUUCCACCUUCAUCAAGUGAAACAUUAUUACAAAUGCCUUUUAUUAAUAUCCUUAUCUGUAGUUAUUAAUUCAACUAAACGCUUAGGGAGGGAGAGAGGAAGUGUUGUUUUAUAUAAGUGAUCAGAGCCUUGGGCACUAUACAGCGUUCACUCAGGGUUCAUUACUACUCAACGUACACCCCACCAUUCAUCUGUAACUCCGGGCUUUUAAGAGAAGAUCUCUUUCUCACUUUCUCUCUCCUUUCCCAUUCCUACUGUAAGUAGUUGCCGGUGAUACUCUGAGAU
This is a messenger RNA of Oncorhynchus kisutch (coho salmon), 2377 nucleotides long. It is a transcript of the gene cyp1d1, whose product is annotated as cytochrome P450, family 1, subfamily D, polypeptide 1. Gene Ontology annotation, molecular function: oxidoreductase activity, acting on paired donors, with incorporation or reduction of molecular oxygen, reduced flavin or flavoprotein as one donor, and incorporation of one atom of oxygen; steroid 17-alpha-monooxygenase activity; heme binding. Gene Ontology annotation, biological process: hormone biosynthetic process; progesterone metabolic process. The coding region runs from base 1 to 1569 and encodes 522 amino acids. The record is from RefSeq and is a predicted model, not a curated record. NCBI's taxonomy places the organism in Eukaryota, Metazoa, Chordata, Actinopteri, Salmoniformes, Salmonidae. The transcript is spliced from 6 exons.